Messenger RNA from Oreochromis niloticus (Nile tilapia), 1799 nucleotides. Its product is annotated as interferon-induced protein 44-like. The coding region runs from base 147 to 1064 and encodes 305 amino acids. The transcript is spliced from 9 exons. The record is from RefSeq and is a predicted model, not a curated record. NCBI's taxonomy places the organism in Eukaryota, Metazoa, Chordata, Actinopteri, Cichliformes, Cichlidae. Gene Ontology annotation, biological process: immune response.
GGGAAAUUCCUACAACUCACAUGUCCUAACUGAAAACUGAAAGCAUGUUUAUAUAAAAAAAGAGUCAUACUCAGUCUACAUCAGUGGAGGUAAAAUCAGAGAACCACUACCUUUACGGCACAAUUGGAUAUUCAGGUGCAAAAAACAUGAGCUUCUUUAGGAAACUUAUAAAAUCUAUUUGGGGUACUCCCCCUUCACCUCCUCUUUUACGGAAAGAAGAAAGGAACAUACCAUGGACUGAAAGAGAGCGAGAACUGCAGCUUGUCAGAGAUUACAAGCCUCACAAAGAUGUUGAGCAUCUCAGAAUUCUGCUUUAUGGACCACCAGGUGCUGGAAAGUCCAGCUUCAUCAACUCUGUCGACAGUGUUUUAAGAGGCAAAAUCGCAACUCGAGCUUUGGCAGCAGCAGCCUUUGGUGACAGUUUCACCAUUGCAUACGGGACAUAUAAAAUUCAGAAAGGAAAUCCAGACACGUUUUACCCUUUUGUCUUCACUGACACCAUGGGGCUUGAGGAAGGCACCGAGGGAGGAAUUCAUGUGGAAGACAUCAAACUUGCUAUUAGUGGACAUGUAAAAGAAGAUUACAGGUUCAAUCCCAAAUGUCCCUUGCCUGAAACGGAUCCUAACUACAGAAGCUCCUCCACUUUAGAUGACAAAGCCCACAUUCUGGUUUUUGUCAUUCGUGCUGACUCAGUGAGCAUAAUUGAUGGUGAAACUUGGAGAAAGAUGAAAGCUGUCAGAGCAGCAGCUCGUGACAAAGGGAUCCCACAAAUAGCUGUCAUCACUAAAAUUGAUGAAGCCUGUCCUGAAGUCAAAAAAGACAUAAAGAACGCCUACAGGAGCAAGCACUUGAAUCAGCUGAUGCAAAAAGUGAACGUGAACCUGGGUUUUCCACUGAACUGCAUCUUCCUUGUGAAGAACUACCACAAAGAAAUCGAGACGGAUAACGAUGUGGAUUCACUGAUACUGAGUGUACUGAAAAAGAUCAUUGACUAUGGAGAGGACUACCUGAAUGACCAGGAUGAUCAUGACCGGUCACCAAUGUGUGAGGGGGAAAGAAAAUGAAAAUUUUCAGUUAGUUUUCAGGUGAUUUGCUUUGCUAUCGUUGCAAUCACAGUCACACAAAAAGUUAAUUUCAUCAGAAACUUUAACCUACUGAAUUUUAUCUUGUUCGUAUUUUCUGUAACUUUUUUCUUUCUCAAAUUAAAUCCAAACAAACUUCAAGUUGAUUAUUUUAUAAAAAUCAAUACAUGUACUUUUUGUUAUUUAUUGUACAUUCAAAAUGGUAACUGCAGCAAUGAUGACAGAUAUAUGCCUGUAACCUGUUGAUCAAAAGCUAAAAAGACAUACAUAACAACAUGGAUUCACUGAUACUGAGUGUACUGAAAAAGAUCAUUGACUAUGGAGAGGACUACCUGAAUGACCAGAAUGAUCCUGACCUGUAAUCAGUAUGUGAGGGGGAUAGAAAAUGAAAAUGUUCAGUUACUCUUUGGGUGAUUUUGCUUUGCCAUUUUUACAAUUACUGUCACACAAAAAGUUAAUUUCAUCAGAAAAUUUAUCGUACUGAUUUUUGUCUUGUCUUGAAAAUCAAUACAUAACAAAUAAAUCAUUGUAAGACUGUCAUCUGUGAAUCAGUGCAUUAACACAGUGAAUUCUAAUUUUGCAAAGGAGAAAAGAUCAAAAGCUAAAAAGACACACAUGCACAGAUGGAGGGUGAAUGGAGGUGUGAUGAUUUUGGUGGUGGUGACUGUGAUCUGUUGAGUUGAUUUCUUGUUUCCAGAACUGUGAUUAAAUCUGUUU